AUCGCGGUCUAUUUAUAUAAUAUAAUAUUUCAUUCGAAAUGGUCAAUAAACAUCACGAUAAAUAUAUAUUGAACGUGUGGCAUCCGAUAUUUCCAGUCAAAAGGCUCCGUUUAAGACAGCAUGUUACAAAAAGCUGUGAGAUCGCGAACAUAAAUUUUAAUAUUUUCGAAGCAUAUUGUACGCAUUCGUUCUUUUGCGUGUGAACGGCAUCCAAAAUGGUGAAAGUAAAGUGUUCGGAACUACGUACAAAGGAUAAAAAGGAGCUGACAAAACAGCUGGAGGAGCUUAAAAAUGAACUUCUUAACUUGCGUGUUGCAAAAGUUACAGGGGGAGCCCCAUCAAAGCUUUCCAAAAUCCGAGUCGUACGCAAAGCUAUAGCAAGAGUGUAUAUUGUAAUGCAUCAAAAGCAAAAGGAAAAUCUUCGAAAAGUCUUCAAAAAUAAAAAAUACAAGCCUCUGGACUUAAGAAAGAAGAAAACCCGCGCCGUUCGCAAAGCUUUGACUCCUAGGGAUGCAAAUAGAAAAACUCUGAAGGAGAUACGCAAGAGGUCUAUAUAUCCCACGAGGAAAUAUGCAGUGAAAGCAUAAUGUAUUAGAGAUAAAAAUUUUAAAUAAAUAAUCAAACAUUUAUUUGAA
This is a messenger RNA of Bactrocera oleae (olive fruit fly), 635 nucleotides long. RefSeq names its product Ribosomal protein L35 (gene RpL35). Gene Ontology annotation, cellular component: cytosolic large ribosomal subunit; ribosome. NCBI's taxonomy places the organism in Eukaryota, Metazoa, Arthropoda, Insecta, Diptera, Tephritidae. The record is from RefSeq and is a predicted model, not a curated record. Gene Ontology annotation, biological process: maturation of LSU-rRNA from tricistronic rRNA transcript (SSU-rRNA, 5.8S rRNA, LSU-rRNA); translation. Gene Ontology annotation, molecular function: structural constituent of ribosome; mRNA binding.